CCCCGCCAUUCUCCAGCAUGGCCUCCUCUUCCUCAACGCCUCGAUGCAACUCAAACUCCUUGGAGAACGCCUCCAUUAAAAAACCCGCGAAAGAUGGAACCAACUGGGAACACAACGAAGAAAUUCCUCGUCUGCCAGGGGAAACGAGAGUUACAGACAAGGAGGUCAUUUACAUGUGUCCUUUCAAUGGCCCUGUGAAAGGGAGGGUCUACAUCACAAACUACAGGAUCUACUUGAGAAGCGUGGAAUCGGAUCCGACAGUGGUGUUGGAUGUGCCUUUGGGGGUUAUUGCAAGGAUUGAGAAAAUGGGGGGCGCUUCAAGCCGAGGAGAGAAUUCGUAUGGAUUAGACAUCACGUGUAAGGAUAUGAGGAAUUUACGCUUCGCUUUGAAACAAGAAGGUCACAGUAGAAGAGACAUAUUUGAGCUCCUGACAAAAUACGCUUUUCCACAGUCGCAUAACUUGCCUUUCUUUGCCUUUCUGAACGAAGAGAAGUUUGUGGAAAGCGGCUGGCUGGUUUAUAAUCCUAUGGUUGAAUACAGAAGACAAGGUUUGCCCAACCUCCAGUGGAGGGUAACCUUCCUCAACGAGCACUAUGCCCUCUGCGACACAUACCCAUCCCUCCUGGUGGUGCCCUAUCACGCCACAGACGAAGAUCUCAAGAAGGUCUCUGCUUUCCGAUCCCGGUGCCGGAUACCGGUGUUGUCCUGGAUCCAUCCGGAGACCCAAGCGGUCAUCACGCGCUCCAGCCAGCCCCUGGUGGGCAUGGGGGGCAAAAGGAACAAAGACGACGAAAGAUACCUGGAAGUCAUACGGGAAACCAACAAGCAGCUGUCCAAACUGACCAUCUUCGAUGCCAGGCCCAACGUCAAUGCUGUGGCUAACAAGGCCACCGGUGGUGGAUACGAAAGUGAAGACGCGUAUCCGGAUGCCGAACUGCUUUUCCUGGAUAUCCACAACAUUCACGUCAUGCGGGAAUCGUUGAAAAAGCUGAAAGACAUCGUCUACCCCCACGUGGAAGAAUCUCAUUGGCUGUCAAGCUUGGAGUCCACACACUGGCUGGAACAUAUCAAGCUGGUUUUAACUGGAGCCAUCCAAGUGGCUGACAAAGUGUCUUCCGGGAAGAGUUCGGUCUUGGUGCAUUGCAGCGACGGGUGGGACCGCACCGCUCAGCUGACCUCUCUGGCCAUGUUGAUGUUGGACAGCUACUACCGAACCGUCGUGGGCUUCGAGGUCUUGGUGGAAAAGGAGUGGAUAAGCUUCGGGCAUAAGUUCGCAUCGAGAAUCGGUCACGGAGACAAAAGCCACGCGGACGCAGAUCGGUCCCCCAUCUUCCUCCAGUUCAUCGACUGCGUCUGGCAAAUGUCCAAGCAAUUUCCCACCGCUUUCGAAUUUAACGAACAGUUUUUGAUCACUAUCCUGGAUCAUUUGUACAGUUGUCGUUUUGGUACAUUUUUGUACAGUUGUGACUCCGUCAGAGAGAAAGAGCAGCCCAACCCAAUGGAACAGCGUUACAUGGAGCUCCUGGCCCUGCGGGACGAUUACAUGAAGCGGCUGGAAGAAUUGCAAAUCACCAGCAACCCCAAACUCUCCAAUUCCUCCUCCUCCUCUUCCUCCUCCUCUUCCUCCUCCUCCUCCUCCUCCCAGAUGAUGUCGCAUGUGCAAACUCACUUUUGAAGGAGAAAAGAGAAGCUUCGGCUAUUCUCUCCGAAGCCUCUCGUCACAAAAGCGGUGCUUUUUUCCCCCCCCCGACAUGCGGUGGGACAAAGAGAAGGAAAACUUACGAUGCCUUAUCAGAAGCUUCUUCGGGAAAUGCUCGUCCCUGCGGGGAGGAUCCGAACUCGGGGGAAGCUUUGAAAGAGUGGGUUUUACGUGCCUUCGGAAACCUCUUCGCCUGGGAGUGUGCUCUCCCGCCAUCCUAAAGCGUUGUUUUGUUGCCGAUUACCUUUGGCGCAAUCCAAAUAUAUAGGCGCUUCAGUACUAAUCACCGUUUUGGGGCCUAGCACGGUUUCCUUGGUCCUCCUGGACUCAUCCUUCGUACCGGCUGCUGCUAAGACAAGUCUGGCCUCGAGGAACCAUUUACGACACCACGUCCAUCCGAUGGGCCGCCAUUUUUAACACCUAAGGUGACGGCAUCCACAACAGCAAACUCCCAAGAACGGGAAAACUGUCCUGAAAUUGUGUGCCUGUUAAGCGAUGGCCUUAUUAUCUACAGAGCAGAUUUAACAUUUGACUUUUUUUUUUUGAAAUGAAGGCAGGUGUGUGUUUGUGUGCGCGUGUGGCCAUGUGACUGAUGUUUUGUAAUGGGUUCGCCUUCCCUGAAAUACAUUAAAACCAUUUGCAGGACGAUUGUGCACUGAAGAAACUUAAAAUCCCAGGAGUAACACAACUUGGAAUCUUCCCUCCUGACGCUUUGCACUUCAAUUAGCCCCAGAUGACACCGCUAAUGGCAACAGGAUUGUGUGUGGGAUAUCUGGAGCGCACUAAGUUGUCCGGUUGCCUACAUUUAAAAUUUGCAGGGUGGGGUGCUUUUCCCCCCCCUUCUUGGCCAUUGUGUUGGUCUUCUGCCCAAUUUUAUUUUUCCUUUCCAGGAAUCUUUUUAAAACGUAACUUAACGAGCACUUGUAAAAUCAGCACAAUUGAUUUUUAAUACAUAUUUUGCUUAGGAUAUAAAAUUUUAAAGCUGUUUUGGUCAUUUCAGAAGAAGCGAAGCAUAGGAUUUGCGAGGACUGUUUGUAGCUAACAUGAUUUAUUUUAAAAGUAUUUGGAAGGGGGCGGGGUUACCGUAUGUAAAUUACUUUACGUGUAAGUUUUGAUCUGCAAAAUAUAAGGCAGAGAUUAUAGGAUCAAUGUGUAAAUUGAGGAUAUGGAAGUCUUUUCUGUAAAGUGUAAAUAAUACAAGUCUAAAGGAUAAAGUCAAACUCCAAAAUAAUUAUAAAUUUCUAAGUUGUAGAGGACGUUGGAAUAUUUUAGGAAUAGUAUAUUUUCAGUAUAAGAAUAAAAAUGGAGCACAUUAAUAGAAUAAAAUUGUAUACUAAGAAAUUUGCACUAUGUCUUCAGGGAUAGACUAAAAUACUUAGUACUUUCAAGCUAGCUAGCGCACGGAUUUCCUUUUUUUCAUGUUUGUCCUCUAAAAUUUCAUUCUUUGCUGAUGCUUUUGGUCUCUUAUUGUACCUAUCAGUGGGUACUCUGCUAAAGGGAAGCGAGUUGGGGAAAAUGAAAUACGCAACUUGUAUCACAAGAAACUCAGAUAACCCAUUGUUCUGUUUUAAACGCUAGAGCAGAAAUCUGAAAAGCUACCUAGAAACUCCAACAUAAUCGUCAUUUGUUGGCUUGAAGGUUAUAUAAGACAUCUCUUUUUUCCCCGCUUCCUACCCUGAAACUUUGUGCUUUGUGGUGUAAAUCCACAAGAAAUGCCUGUUUCCUUUGGACUGGGGAGAAUAAAUUGAGACGCAUUUGCCUUUGUUUGUUUUUUCAAAGUAAAACACUACAGCUGUCCAUUCUUGGAGGAAGGAAGUUAACCUAAAGUGGCAAUUUUAAAUGCCUUUGGUCUUUUUCAUUACCUGAAUCCCACCCAUUUGUGUUGCCCAGCACCAAGGCAUAUAGGAUCUCCAUCCGUAGAGAAAUUAAUGUUGUUUGGGGGGGUGGGGGGAGUAUAACUUGGUGAAAAUGCUCUUUUUUUUUUC
Molecule: messenger RNA, 3685 nt
Organism: Thamnophis sirtalis
Lineage: Eukaryota; Metazoa; Chordata; Lepidosauria; Squamata; Natricidae
Source: RefSeq, a predicted model, not a curated record